AUGGUGCAGAAGGGCAGGAGGAGUGCCAAACUCUUCGUGAAAGAGCAGCAGCUUCCUUGGCCAGCGCCUGCGACUGCUUUAAUUGCUUGCGUGUUGUUCCCUUGUGCCAUGGCGCUGCGGGCUUUGCAGGCAUGCAUCGCAACAGGGACUCUGUCCAUUGGACCUUUGCCCAUACCUCCAGUCACAUUUCCAUGGAUGGCAUGGCCUGUGCUCAUGAUGGGAGCCCUCUGGCAUCGGCAUGUGGAUGGCGCCUGGUUCCCCUCCGUCGCGGUCACUGGGAGAGCUAUCGCUGCAGCCGCGGUGUUGGGCAUUCUCGAAGCUUGUGCUGCUGCCCUUGAUGUCUUCGUUCCCUCUGGUGUGAGCAGCAGGCAAAGCGUGAUCUUGGCUCUGCUGCGCUGUGCUGACAUUCCAGUAGCAGCAGCUCUAAACGCGGUCAUGAGCGGAGACUCCCAAGCGCCUGUGCUAUCCUCGUUGCCCAUAUCUCUGGGCUUGGCCUGUUCUUGGCUGCUUUGCGAGUGUUACGGGCGCAAGGAAGACACCUUCCGCUCACAUCCGGGCGAUGCAUUGCUCAUCACCGCGGCUGCUGUUGCAACGGUUUGCAGAGCCUUGCGAUGUGCCGGUGGUGCCUUUCUGUUGCGGCGAGUGGGAGUGGAUAAUUCUUGGGGUGGUCUCUUCUUUGUAGGUGGUUUUAGCGGGUUCUUUGGAUCUAUGCUUGUGCUGCCUCUAACCUUGGGCCAGUUGCCCUUGAAGUCGAUCGAUUGGGACGCCAACUCAUUCCAUGCUGUUUCCGCUGUUCAGCUUGACUUCAGCGUGGUUGCCGUUGCAGCACUUGGGCUUGGAGCAGUGGAGACGCUGUCGAGGCUGGCUGUGCUUCGCCACUCUGACACGGUGACUGCUGCAUCCCUUGAUGCGGGAAUUUUGCCUCUGGCUGCUGUUAUGGCACGAAGCUUGGGCAUGGCCCAGGCUGCAGCAGCAGACCCACCUCCGCCUGAGCAUCCACCUCCGCCCGAGGAGACUCCAGCGGCGCCGCCCGAUGAGAUUCCGGCCCCUCCACCGGAGCCGGACACUGCACCACCACCACCGGAGGCGCCACCGCCACCUGGCAGCGAGUGUGAAGGCUGCAAGAUGCCCUUGUACAACUCGGACUCGUCAUCAAGCUCCUCGGGCCUUUGCGUACCCUGCAGGUUCAAAGGCUGUAAUCCAUGGCUCCCCACGAAGAAGCUCCUCCACUGGAGCACUUUGAAGGCUGGUCCAAAUAUCAUCAAGCUACCUAUCAUGGGCUUCUUAGAAUACAGGACAGGCAGACUACUGCCUGGGUAUGUCCUGGAGGUGCGAUGCUUAAGAGUCGAUGCACCGGAGUGGCGCUACGAGCUGGUGCACAGCUGGCCCAGUGGAAUCUCGAUGUUCGUCGGCGAUCGCAGAGUUCUUGUGAAGAAGCCGGACGAUGAGCAUUUCGAGGCCCCAGGACCAUUCAACCUUACAGACUUCGUUGCUCGGCGUCCGAAUGAGGUCAACCAUCCAAUGCAGGUGAAUGUUGCUAUAACGGCCAAGAAGACCGAAAUCUGGGCCAUAGGCUUUGUGAUGAGCCUGGGCGUGGCCAGGGAUAAUGAGGUCGCCGAGCAGGUCGUGCAACAGCAGCCGCCACUUGAGGACCGAAUGAAGCUUGAUCUCGAGCGCGUUCGCAUAUGGGUCAGCGAGCAUCGUCCUGAUCGUGUGUCGAAGAAGGACACACUGCGCUGUGUUGAGCCACCCGUUCUGAAGUUGAUCUGCUGCACUAGCCUCCUACGAAUUGAGCAAGCUGCGCGCGGUUCGAGGUGUGAGCAUCUGCAGUGCUUCGAUUUGAACUCGUACAUCCACACAAUGCGGAGCAUUCCGCCCAAACAUGCCUGGUGUUGCCCGAUAUGUGAUCAGCCCGCACCAUUGCAUCAGCUUAGACUAGACGCCUUCGCACAGUCUAUAGUGGACAACACGGCAGCCAAUGUCACAGAGGUUCUGGUAGCUGACAAUGGAAAGUUUGAGGUCUCUGCGACAGAAGAGCUGCUGCAGGAUUCCUCAGACGAGGAGGCUCUCAAGGCGGAGCAGGCCGUUCAAGCAGCGGCCGAAGCCGGGCUGUCUCCGGUACCUCGUGCUGCUCCAGUCCUGCUGUCGCAGGCGGAGCUGCAGCAAGCCGCGUUGAAUUUGGGCCGUGCCUUCUCGGCCCCGCCCAAGGCAGCUCCCGCAGCUCCAGCUCCAGAGGCCCAGCCGAAAGCGGAGCCGAAGGCGGCCAAGGAGAGAGAACAGAACAGGAGCCGAAGUCCCAAGCGAGGUGGCCAGGAGUCGCCUCCAGAGGACAAGAUGAAGGCCUGGAAAGUUCUGCAAGGCCUCGAAAAGGCUCCAGAGAAGCCAAAGGCGCCGGAGCCCCCGCGGCCUCCAGAGCCUCCAGAGGAGAAGCAGGAGAAACCGAAAGAAAAGGAGCGGAUUGGCUGGCUCCCCGAUGGUGCUACAUGCUCUUUGUGCUCCAAGUCUGUUGUCGAGAAAGGCGGCGUGUACUGCGGUCGCAAGCGCUCUUCCGGAGAGCUUGCGGGCUGCUUCGAGGCGAUCUGCUGGAAGUGCAUGAACAAGCACAGGGACAAGAUUGGAAAGAUCAAGACCACCAAGUCUGAGUUUGGCUCGCUUGGGGCUGGCGCCUGGUGGAUGCACGAAAAGUGUAUGACACCAGAGGACAAGAAGGAUUAUUUCGGCGAGGAUGAAGAGGAUGAUGUCGAAGAUGUCAAGCCAAAGCGACCCAAGAAAAAGUUCAAAGAUGAGGCGGAAGAUGUCACACAAUGUAAGACACUGUGUGCCAUGCGUCUUCCUUCUCCGACUCCAAUCCGCGGCCUGCUUCGAUGCCUAGAUGCGGGCUUCUUUGCCGUCUCCUUCGAGGAGGAGGGAUACAAGACCAUCGGGGAUAUGCGCUGCGAUGGCUGGGAGGUUGUGAAGGACUUUGUCGAGGCGCUUGGCAUGCCUCGAGGCUCUGACGAACGCUUGAUGCAGCUCUGCUUUCAGGCAGAUGCAGAAAGCACAACUCAGACUGCUCAGAUGAACGAGAACGAUGCCGCGGCUGAAGUGAUACUUUCAGGCACCGGGAAUGCUGAAUGGCAAGAAGCUGUGAUGCCCCUGUACUCCAUGCAUAUGGGCUGCGAGAACAUGGGGCCUCUUCUUCACAGUCUGGCACGCUUCGUCAAGCCGCGAAGUUGUCUGGAAAUUGGAGCAGGCUACACGUCGGCCUUCUUGCUGCAGGCUUUGGAGGACAAUUGGCGCGAGAUGCAGUUCUGGGAGUCCUGGCGAACUUCGCCAAAGACUUCCGGGCCUGCCCCCGAAAGCUGGCUCGUCGGAGGGGCUGAAGAACUUGCGGAUUUGGAAGGUGGCGUUUUGCACUGUGUCGACAACUUCGCCCACAGACACACCACGGCACCAGAGCUUUUCCGCGUCGCACAGCGUUUGGGGCUGCAGCGCCGCUUGAGGCUCCAUUUGGAUGAUGCAAGGGCUUUCCUGGAAGAGUCGAACCACCUCCUCUUUGACUUUAUCUGGCUGGAUGGCCUGCUAGACUUUGUGCCGCCGGUGAAUGGAAGUGUGAAGGAUGGCAUCGAAAGUUUCCUGGCACUUCUUUGGCCUCAGGUCCUUCCCGGAGGCUACGUUUUGCUCCACAGCACUUUGACGAACAGCGCAGUGCGGGAAUGGAUCGAUGCGGUAGCCAAGACGUCGCAGGGCACGCCGGGUGCUUUGCUGAGUCUGCUGGAGCCCCACAAGAAGUUUCAGAACUCUGUCAGCAUCUUGCAGAAGAGGUCAGAUGAUUUUUCUGAGCCGAUCUAUUCGAAGUUGCCGUGA
This is a messenger RNA of Symbiodinium necroappetens, 3846 nucleotides long. NCBI's taxonomy places the organism in Eukaryota, Dinophyceae, Suessiales, Symbiodiniaceae. The record is from the annotation of a GenBank genome assembly.